CUGUGGUGUGCGUGUAAGACAUUCGCGGUCAGUUUGGAGCUGGCUGUAUAAAAACGCUUACAAUGCGUUACGUGCUCGCAUGGUGGAGAGAUCAACAAUAAACAUAACAUAAUGCCGGCUUGUGACUGGCACCGAUUAUCGCUACGUUGGAUCUUUCAGUGAACCGGCAGGGCCCGACCGGUGAUCAGUACUUUUCCCGUGUCGAUCUAGUAGAGAGACCUCACAUUGUGCAAUAACAAUGAAUCUUCCCCGAGGACGUGCGAUCACCAAGCUGCUCCGAUCGCCGGUCGUACAAAAAUGUCAACUUUCCUCCGGCAGCGUCCGGGGUGUCAAAGGAUUCGAUGAAAUGCCUGGACCAAGAGGCCCACUCGGUUUGGGUAACCUGUAUCAAUACCUGCCAGGGAUUGGACGCUACAGCUUCGACGAACUGCACCGUUCCGGGGAGGAUAAGUACGCCCAGUAUGGCUCGAUCGUUAGAGAAACGAUGGUUCCUGGGCAGGAUAUAGUUUGGCUGUACGAUCCAGCCGAUAUAGCCACCAUCCUGGACGAUCGCACACCCGGCAUUUAUCCAUCGCGUCGUAGUCAUACCGCACUGGAAAAGUAUCGAAAGGAUCGUCCGAAUGUGUACCGAACGGCGGGACUUUUGCCGACGAAUGGAAUAGAAUGGUGGAAAAUCAGAUCAGAACUUCAAAAGGGGCUUAGCUCUCCGCAAAGCGUACGAAACUUUCUACCUGCCACCGACAAGAUUACCAGGGAGUUCGUGAUACGGACCCAAAAAAUGCUGAAAGAUUCGGCCCAAACCACCCAAAACGAUGACAAUGCAGACGGUGUCUUGAUGGAAAAUUUUAUGCCGGCCAUCUCUCGCUUAAACCUGGAAUUGAUAUGCUUGCUGGCCUUUGACGUGCGGCUCAAUAGCUUCUCUGAGGAGCAAAUGGAACCAAACUCACUGUCGAGCCGUCUGAUGGAAUCGGCUGAAACGACCAACUCCUGUAUCCUUCCAACUGAUCAGGGCUUCCAGCUGUGGCGCUACUUCGAAACGCCCACCUACAGACGUUUGCGUAAAGCGCAGGAAUUCAUGGAGAAGACGGCCGUCGAGCUCGUUUCGGAGAAGCUGCUGUACUUCGACGAAGAUCAGCAACGUUUGGCCAGUGGCGAACAUGGUUCCAAGUCGCUGAUGGAAGAAUAUUUGCGCAAUCCGAACCUGGAGCUAAACGAUAUCAUUGGCAUGGCAGCCGAUUUGUUGCUCGCGGGGGUUCAUACAAGCAGCUAUACCAUCGCCUUUGCGCUGUACCAUCUCGGACGGCACGCAAGCACCGUCCAGGAACGACUUUAUCAGGAGGCGAAAGCAAUCUUACCCGAUCCACGCGAUAAUCGAAUUGGAGCUGCCGCGUUGGGUUCGGAAGCGUCAUACUGCCGGGCGGUGCUAAAGGAAACAUUUCGACUCAAUCCCAUCUCGGUCGGCGUCGGGCGGAUCCUGAACCGUGAUCACGUUCUCGGAGGAUAUCAAGUACCGCGUGGAACGGUGGUUGUAACGCAGAAUAUGAUUUCCUGCCGGCAAGAGACAUUUUUUCGCGACGCGGAUAAGUUCAUCCCGGAACGUUGGGUUCGCGAAACGAGGGAACCUGUGAACCCAUACCUGGUGCUUCCGUUCGGGCACGGAAUGCGAUCAUGUAUUGCACGUAGACUUGUCGAGCAGAGCAUGCUAGUGUUAUUGCUAAGGCUAGUGCGUUCUUUCGAAAUUGAAUGGGCCGGCACCGUUCCAAUGGACGUGAAGACGAAACUUAUUAAUCAACCAGACCAACCCAUUAAGCUUCGAUUCAAGCCGAGACCAAAAUAAACAUGGGAAGAAAAUCUAUUUCAAUGUUAUGAUACGAUGCAAUGCAAGCAUAGUAAACGGAUUUGAUAAAUUACAAAAUUAAAUUAUGAAUGGUAAAAGUUAAAUAGCCUACAGAGGAAUUUUAAACCAUUUGCUAUUUAAAGAAAGAAUACGAGAAAACCUCAUAAUAAACUGAGACGAUUAAGAACGAUAGCUUUAGAUCAAUUUGCUUUAAAAUAAAUAGAACAAUAUUUAUGCCAUAUC
This is a messenger RNA of Anopheles coustani, 2080 nucleotides long. It is a transcript of the gene dib, whose product is annotated as cytochrome P450 302a1, mitochondrial. Gene Ontology annotation, molecular function: heme binding; monooxygenase activity; oxidoreductase activity, acting on paired donors, with incorporation or reduction of molecular oxygen. The record is from RefSeq and is a predicted model, not a curated record. NCBI's taxonomy places the organism in Eukaryota, Metazoa, Arthropoda, Insecta, Diptera, Culicidae. Bases 239 to 1837 code for a protein of 532 amino acids. The transcript has 8 exons.